GAUGGCCAAGAUCACAACUCUUCUCUUCACGUCUCUCCUCCUCAUCUGCGCAAUCUCGUCCUGCUUUGCUCGCCCCGAGCCGGUGUUUCUCGAUGUUACUCCGGUCAAGACUAAACGUGUGGGUGUUGAAACGAAUGAAUUGUUGGAUGAGAGCUGCAAAGGUGUUGGUGAAGAAGAAUGCCUGGUGAGGAGGACUCUGGCUGCUCACCUCGACUAUAUCUACACCCAAAAGCAUAAUCCUUGAACUUAGUUCUCUUUGUUAGUGAUGGGAAAAAAAUGAAAGGAUUGAAAAGUUUAGUGGGCCUCUACUAACUUUGUUGUGAAUUAUGGAACAUUUACUAUGGUGGGAAUGUGAAAUUUGCUCAUCACUGGGAGUGGAUUCCGAGUGAGUCCGCUUCUUAGAUUUCGUUUCUUUAUUCCAAACUUAUGUAUCUUUUUCCCUACCAAUCUCUUUUGAGGUUAUUUUAUUGA
Molecule: messenger RNA, 471 nt
Organism: Syzygium oleosum
Lineage: Eukaryota; Viridiplantae; Streptophyta; Magnoliopsida; Myrtales; Myrtaceae
Product: phytosulfokines-like
Exons: 2
Coding region: 2-244 (80 amino acids)
Biological process (GO): cell population proliferation
Cellular component (GO): extracellular region
Molecular function (GO): growth factor activity
Source: RefSeq, a predicted model, not a curated record